GUCGCGCUGCUUGCGUCGUUCAGGGCAGAGCUCCGUGGUGCUGUCUCACCGGUGAGGCCGAGAAGCCGGCGAGUCCCGCGCUCUGUGGCACCUGCAGCCCCCCGCCUCCCGCCACCAUGGAGUACCUCAUUGGCAUCCAGGGCCCCGACUAUGUCCUUGUCGCCUCCGACCGGGUGGCCGCCAGCAAUAUUGUCCAGAUGAAGGACGAUCAUGACAAGAUGUUUAAGAUGAGUGAAAAAAUCUUACUCCUAUGUGUCGGAGAGGCUGGAGACACUGUACAGUUUGCAGAAUACAUUCAGAAAAAUGUGCAACUUUAUAAGAUGCGAAAUGGGUAUGAAUUGUCUCCAACAGCAGCAGCUAAUUUCACACGCCGAAACCUGGCUGACUGUCUUCGGAGUAGGACCCCGUAUCACGUGAACCUCCUCCUGGCUGGCUACGAUGAGCACGAGGGGCCCGCGCUCUACUACAUGGACUACCUGGCAGCCUUGGCCAAGGCUCCUUUCGCAGCCCACGGCUACGGGGCCUUCCUGACGCUCAGCAUCCUGGACCGAUACUACACGCCAACUAUCUCACGUGAGAGGGCCGUGGAGCUUCUUAGGAAAUGUCUAGAGGAGCUCCAGAAACGCUUCAUCCUGAACCUGCCAACCUUCAGCGUUCGAAUCAUUGACAAAAACGGCAUCCACGACCUGGACAACAUCUCCUUCCCCAAGAAGGGCUCCUAACGUCGCCGCCCUCCCACUCGCCGGGGAGUUUUUCUGAUGGGCUUCUUUAUUUUUUUCUACUCUUUUGACGUGCACUCUUGAUAAAUGGUUAAUUCAGAAUAAAGCCAAAUAGCAACACAUCGA
Tupaia belangeri chinensis (Chinese tree shrew) is the source of this 845-nucleotide messenger RNA. RefSeq names its product proteasome 20S subunit beta 2 (gene PSMB2). Lineage: Eukaryota; Metazoa; Chordata; Mammalia; Scandentia; Tupaiidae. Gene Ontology annotation, biological process: proteasomal protein catabolic process. The record is from RefSeq and is a predicted model, not a curated record. Gene Ontology annotation, cellular component: cytoplasm; nucleus; proteasome core complex. Bases 117 to 722 code for a protein of 201 amino acids. The transcript is spliced from 6 exons.